Molecule: messenger RNA, 2197 nt
Organism: Plectropomus leopardus (leopard coralgrouper)
Lineage: Eukaryota; Metazoa; Chordata; Actinopteri; Perciformes; Serranidae
Product: thrombomodulin-like
Molecular function (GO): calcium ion binding
Source: RefSeq, a predicted model, not a curated record
AUGGGCCCAGUCUCUUUGAGAUAAGGCGUUUGGACAGCGUGGGGGUUGAGCAAUCAGACCGGGGCUUUAGACCGCUGGCCAGAACAGAACUUCCUUCCUCGCCUGGUCCGACAAAAAAAAUACCGUCGGAGGCUUUUAUAAAUGGGGACUAUGUUGAGCUCUCAGUCGCUGUUUCAGCUUCAGAUCGUUGAACACACAAGUUUAAUCCACGCCAGGACACCACCGACAUCAUGACUUCAACAGCACUGUCUUUGCUGCUUUGUGCGCUUUUCCUCUGCGGACUGGAGGAAACGGUCCGGGCUCACCGCGGAUAUUGCGCCGGGAAUGAGUGUUUUGCGCUUUUCCAGGAUCCCGAGGAUUAUGCAGGCGCACAGAAAAGCUGCAAAGACUCGGGCGGACAGUUAUCACCGUAUAUGCAUGAAUAUUUUAGGAAGACAAUAAAGAGUCCGGUAAGCGGGAGUUUCUGGUUUAAAGGCAAAGCAGACGAAUGUAACCAAAGUUGCUGUUCAGUCUCCGUGUCCGCGGAACAGGACUUGUCAACCAAGGAGAAGCCGUGCAGCAACACAUUGGACGGAUUUGUGUGCCAAUAUACCCUCGAGGAGCCGUGCGGUUCGUUGCAGGCAGGUGAAGGCGCACAGGUGAGGUACAGCCAGCCUCUGGACUUCGACUUGGACGAUUCGGAAACGUUUCCUCGCGGAACCAUCGCCGUGGCGGAAAAGCUCGGCGGUAAAUAUCCAGACUCUAAACACGUGUGUUUCUCCAGCCGUUGGAUUCGAGCUCCCUGGAACUGUGAGGUACUUAAGGGCGGUUGUGAGCAGGAGUGCACCUCCACAUCAUCAAAAACGCACACGUGCACAUGUCCUGCGGGGAAAACUCUCCAUGCGAAUAAAUUCACCUGCACUGACGGCCCGUGCGCUUUGAACCCGUGCAAGGAUGAGGGUGAGAAGUGUGAGGUCUCAGAGGGAGGUUUUAAUUGCACAUGCAAAGAUGGCUUUGUGAGGGAGGAUGGAGUGUGCGUAAACGUCACUAUUUGUUUGAAGUGUGAGCACAUGAUGUGCGAUAAGGUCAAUGGGGUGUAUGAGUGUGGAUGCAGGAAGGGGUUCAGGGUGUCAGCGCACGACCCCACCAAGUGUGAGGUGAUCUGCACCGGGAGAGACUGUCCCUGCAUCAGGAGUGAGGAUAAAUGUUUCUGCCCUGAGGGCUACGUUAAAGACACCCCAGACACAACCAACAGUCAACCCUUCUGCACAGACAUCGAUGAAUGUGAGUCUGAUCGGUGUGAUCAGAAGUGUGAAAACUCAUACGGUAGUUACAGAUGUUCCUGUGACGAGAACUUCAAGCUGGACCAUGACGAGCACACAUGUGUACGCAUCGAAGACAACGAGGAGGGAUCAGGCUUCACCCCUUCAUACCCAGCUCCCCCCAGCCCUCACCCAGCUGUGGUGCCCUCCUACAUCAAGACCGGCAGUGUCCUGGGCAUCACUGUGUUCAUGGCGCUGUGUGCCGGGCUGCUCUUCUUCCUGAUCCGAAACGCCAUCAAACGUUGCGGCAAAUUUGAGCUCUCCUCCAUCAAACAUGCAGAUAUUUUCUAUCUGCAGCAGGUGACCACAGAGACGUACAAGAGGCUAUCCUUCGACAAACCAUUUAAAAACGACUCGCAGAUACUGAAAUCACAGCUGUAGGGAAGCAUGCUGCUUUUCGACCUUUAUGUCAUCUCACACUGAGCUGUUUUCUUUGCUCAAAUAUACAGCAUAGGACUGUUCCACAGUUAUCCAUAGGCAGCAUUCAUGAGAAAUGCUUGAAUUAUCUAUAAUGAAUCACACUGAAAGGUCAGCGAAGAGGGACUAAAAGAAAACAGCUUUUUAAAAAAAUAUAUGUUAGAUUUUUAUAUGGAAUUGUUCAUUCAUCUUAUAGCUACUUAACCUUUUUCUUACAGAAACAUAAACAUUGGGUUUUCCUUUACAAUUAGGCCAGUGUGUGGAGUUAUAUCCAAAAACUAAGAAUCUGUUAUAUAGGAAAAGGUCAAAUAGUAAUGGUACUAAAAGGUUAAUAUGAUCACUUUUACAGUAAAUCUGACAAGUUGAUCUUACUUCAAUUAAUCUUGCAGACUGAUUACCUUGAAAAAGUAAGGCAAAUAUGACUUUAUGUCUUAAUUUGUUAUUUUAUAUUUAAGUGUUAAGUUUACUCAACAUUUAGU